Molecule: messenger RNA, 1332 nt
Organism: Arachis stenosperma
Lineage: Eukaryota; Viridiplantae; Streptophyta; Magnoliopsida; Fabales; Fabaceae
Exons: 5
Coding region: 1-1332 (443 amino acids)
Source: RefSeq, a predicted model, not a curated record
AUGGAGGGUACCGCAAACUUGGUAGUGUAUCGCGACGGUGAGAUAAUACGUAAUACUCAUGAGGGAGUGAGAUUUGUGUGCCAGAAUCCGUUUUCAUUUGUGGUUCCAUGCACCAUGACGUUUAUGGAACUUCAGAAUGGUCUCCGUCAAAGCAUGGAGAACGGUACGUUAAUGAGAGUGAGCACAAUUCUAUACCGGAAUCCGGUUGUAGUUUUUGGUGGUCUAAUACAGUUUGAUAUCAUGCCAAUCACUAACGAAGUGACUAUGCAUAAUAUGUUUCAAAUUCACCGGCAGACUCAAAUACGACAGCCACAGAUUGAGCUGUAUGUUGAGUUUGAAACUGUAGAGGCGGAAGGGAUUCAAAAUGACUUAGAGGUGGAGGAUGAUAGAGCUGCAGUGUACGAGAGAAUGAAUAGUAACAGCAAAGAUGACUUCGAAGCCACUUAUGAAGCCGGCGACGAAGACGAGGAUGGUGAUGUGGGAGUUGAGACAGCAGUUGAUAAUGUAAUGGUUCACCCCUCAAUCAGUCAACCGAUGAACGUUCCACCUUUUAUGCGUGAGUUGGAUCUCGACGCCAUGCAUGCACCAGAGUUUCCAGAAUAUUCAAACAUAGGCGUUGCUGAUCCCGAGGACGGAGAGUUUCGGAUUGGAAUGGAAUACAGUUCUAGAAAGUCGGUCGUGGCAGCAAUUAGAAGUUACACUAUCGCUAGAGGAGUUGACUACGACGUGUAUGAGUCUGAGUCACAAACGUUCUAUGCAAAAUGCAAGUUGUAUGGGCGUGGGUGCGACCGGCUUAUCCGAGCUAGCUCGAUACGGAAAAAGGAUCAUUCCAAGUUGGACUCGGACACAGUUGUUGAGGCUAUAAGGCCAUUGGUCGAGACUGACCCGUCCAUAAAGGUGAAAACUAUAAUAGCCGAAGUCCAGUCAAGGUUCAACUAUACCAUCAGUUACCGAAAGGCUUGGUUGGUAAAGCAGAAGUCCAUAGCAAAAGUUUUCGGUGAUUGGGAGGAGAAUUACCAAGCUUUGUCGUGGUGGCUCUCGGUUAUGGAUGGGAACCAGAACAUUGUGCCUAUCGCUUUUGCCUUGGUGGAAGGGGAGACAACUGAUGCGUGGCACUUCUUUCUAAGGAAUCUGCACAUCGACAGCAACUUCCUACGAGCAUUCAAAGUCCUUCACUUGCAAAAGCUUGUGGUCAAUAUUGGGUAUUCAAGAACGGUGGAGGAGUAUAACAUCAACUAUAAGAGGUUGGAAGAGCGAGGCGAGGCAUAUGCCAGGUGGUGCGAUGCCAUUGGGUAUUGGUAUUCGACGAGGGACAUCGAUGGGACCAUAUGA